AUGACCUGGCGUUUUAUCCGGUUAAAACCUGGGACGCUCCCAGGGGGUUUUGCCCCCCACCCACAGGGUCGUAGGCCCCUUUCCCUGUUCCCCCGUAGAGUAGGGUUUCAGGUAACCCCCCACUUGGGAGCCCUUUCAGGGGGGUUCCUGGGUCAUCCAAAAUGGGUUGGGGUUUUAUCCUUUGGGGGGGAUGAAAAACCCAAAGCGUGUGGGUAUUCCCUCACCGAACCCAAUCCCGGGGCAGGGGGGGUUCAUAGGUCAGUCCAAAGGGUUUUGGGUUUUAUCCUUGGGGGACUGUGGGAACCAGCGGGGGGUUUCCCCCUCACCGAACAAGUCCAGGGGGGCAGGGUUUUUGGGUCACACAUGACCUGGCGUUCUUAUGGGGGUUUAAAACCGGGGAUGCUCCCAGGGGGGUUUAAACCCCCAGUCCACAGGGUCACUGUAACCACCCAUUGGGAGCCCUUCCAGGGGGGUUCACUAGGUCCCCAAAGGGGUUUUGGGGGUUUUUAUCCUUUGGGGGACUGUCGCAACCAAGCGUGUGGGUAUUCCCUCACCGAACCAAUCCACGGGGAGGUUUUGGGUCACACUAUGCCCCGGGCGUUUUUACCCGGGUUAAACCGGGGACGCUCCCGGGGGGGUUUGGAACCCCAUCCACAGGGGGGGCCCCACCCCCGGGCCCCUUUCCGGGGUUACUGGGGCCCAAUUUUUGGAUCCCUGCCCCCAUUGGGUACCUCCCAAAAGACCCUUUGGGACACCUUGAUGGGUUCAGGGUUCCACCCCCAGGGGGGCCCCCCUCCCAGGGGGGGCCCCUUCACUGGCCCCCGCCCAAAAAGGGGGGUUGGACACCACCCACGGGAGCCCAUCCUUGGGGGCCACAGCCCAAAGAUGGGGGUUCAGGAAACCCCACCCCUUGGGAGCCCUUCUCAGGGGGCUGCACUAGGUCAGUCCAAAGGGUUUUGGGGUUUUUAUUUUGGGGGACGUCCCAAACCCAAGCGUGGGGUAUUCCCUCACCUAACCAUGUCCAGGGGGGCACGGUUUGGGUCACACUAUGACUGGGUUCUACCCGGGGUUAAAACCCGGGGCGCUCCAGGGGGGUUUAAACCCCCAGCCCAAGGGUCACUAUGGGGUUCGGGUACCCCACCCACUGGGAUCCCUUUCAUGGGGGUUCAAGGUAGUCAAAUGGGUUGGGUUUUUAUCCUUUGGGGACUGUCGAAACCAGCUUUUAGUAGGGUUCAGGUACACCACCCACUGGGAGCCCUUCUAAUGGUGGCUUCACUAGGUCAGCCCAAAGGGUUGGGUUUACCCUUUUGGGGGACUGCGCAACCAAGCGUGUGGGUUUCCCCCCCGAACCAAGCCCCGGGGCCUUUUUGGGUCCACUAUGACCUGGCGUUCUUACCCGGGGGUUUAAAACCUGGACGCUCCCGGGGGGGUUUUAAACCCCAGUCACAGGGUGGGGUUUCGGUACACACCCAUUUGGGGACCCCUUUUCUCAUGGGGUUCACUAGGUCAGCCCAAAAAGGGUUUUUGGGUUUUUAUCCUUUGGGGGAUGCGCAACCAGGGUGGGUUUCCCCCAAACCCAAAGUCCACGGGGCAGGGUUUUGGGUCACACUAGAUGGCGUUCUUAUCGGGUUAAAACCGGGGACGCUCCCAGGGGGUUUAAACCCCGUCCACAGGGUGUAG
This is a messenger RNA of Penaeus monodon (black tiger shrimp), 1680 nucleotides long. RefSeq lists its product as uncharacterized. The transcript has 10 exons. The record is from RefSeq and is a predicted model, not a curated record. Bases 1 to 1680 code for a protein of 559 amino acids. Lineage: Eukaryota; Metazoa; Arthropoda; Malacostraca; Decapoda; Penaeidae.